This is a messenger RNA of Erinaceus europaeus (western European hedgehog), 2655 nucleotides long. RefSeq names its product chromosome 9 C3orf80 homolog (gene C9H3orf80). The coding region runs from base 345 to 974 and encodes 209 amino acids. NCBI's taxonomy places the organism in Eukaryota, Metazoa, Chordata, Mammalia, Eulipotyphla, Erinaceidae. The record is from RefSeq and is a predicted model, not a curated record. The transcript has a single exon.
GAGUCGUCGGGGUGGGGGCUCCCGGCCGCGCGUUAACCCUUAGCGCCCCGCAGCGCCGGCGUGGAGGAGGCGGCCCGGGCGCCACCAUGCCCGCCGCGGCCCGGCGCAAGCGGCCUCUGCCAGCCGGGUGGCACCGGACGACGCGCGCCGGGCCGGGGCGGCUGGGCGCGCGGGCUUGAGGUCAGCUGCUCCGGUCGCGCCGGCUCUUCCUCCCGCCCGGGCGAGGGCAGCUCCGGCCGCAGGUGGCUGCGGCGCGGGAGGCGCGCGGGAGGUACGGAGCGAAGUGCCCGGGGAGGGGCGCGACCCUCGGGCACUCGGAAGCCUCGGGCCCCCGGCCCGGAGCCAUGCGGGGGCCGGGGGUCACAGCCGACGGCCUGCCGGUGGCGCCAGCGCUGCUGCUGGCGCUGGCGACGCUGGUGGCGCCCUCGCGGGGCGGCGGGAGCUGCGCGGAGCUGGCGUGCGGCGAGCGGGAGCGCUGCUGUGCCGCCGCCAACGCCACGGCCGUGCGCUGCUGCAAGCUGCCGCUGCACGCUUUCCUGGACGGCGUAGGCUGGUUCGUGCGCAAGCUAUCGGGGCUGCUCAUCCUGCUCGUGCUCUUCGCCAUCGGCUACUUCCUGCAACGCAUCAUCUGCCCUAGCCCGCGCAGGCCCCCGCGCGGCCAGGCGCGCCCAGGACAGCCGGGGGGCGCGGGGGCCCCCGACGACGACGCUCCCGCGCUGCUGCGGGACGAGGCGGCUGCCGGCUCCCAGGACUCGCUGCUGGACCGCGGGGGCCCUGCCGGCGACCCGGAGAACGAGCUGCCCGGCGUCUCGCCGGUGUUCCUGCAGCUUCCCAGCUACGAGGAGGUCAAGUACCUACCCACCUACGAGGAGUCCAUGCGGCUGCAGCAGCUCAGCCCCGGGGAAGUCGUACUGCCCGUCUCGGUACUCGGUACCAGGGAGUCCGACGGCCAGGGCCGCUUCCCACUCAUCUGAGCUGCAGGGUGCGCAGGACCGCGGCUGACAGGCCGGGCUGGGGCUGCGGGGGACGCGGUGACCUUAGGCUGUGAUCGGUCUACUGGGCUGGGGUCGCUCCAACUCCGCUCUCUCCCGGGGUUUCGCCACGUUUCAUUCUGUUCUAGGAAACACGUAGCGCAGGAUGCGGGAUGGAAGCGCCAGUUUCGCAUCUCGGAAGGUCGCCGGCGCGCUCACCCGUUAGCUGGGGAGCGCGGGAGCUGGUUGCCCAGAGGCUCCCAGGACGGCCUGAGGACUGGGAGUCGCCAGAGACCCGGGGGCGCACACCUGGAUACCACCAAAGCCCUUUCUUGCCCAGAACCCCCAAACUCUGUCUUACUAGCCGAGCUAGUCCCAGCUGAGAGCUCAGAGCCUGGUGAGGGACGCGCCUGUUUCCAGUAGUUGCUGUACCUACUCAACACAAAGAUUACGGAUAUUCAAGACCAUAUUCGUAAUAAGGUACAAUUGUACUUUUGGCUUUUCAAUAACUGAGAUGUUAUAUUUAUUCGUCUUUUUUAUUCUUAUAUUUUUAUCAUGUACUGGAUGCAUUGUGGAAGUAUUUCUGUCAAUUAAUUAAUGACAAGGUAAAAUGGCCUUAUCACCUUCCUUUAGGCCAAUAAAUUGCCUGCAUAUUGUCAUUGUUACAAAAAUGAAGUGCCGGGCUUUAUUAUUUCAUUUCAAAUGAGGGAAAAGAGGUCAAACAAGAAAAUACAUGUGAAAUAAAAAUAUGAAGGAUAUCUUAUUUUCACUAUUUAAGAAGAAUACAUUUUAUUUUUAGUACUGUGGCAUAAUAUAUAACUUUUUUAUGAUAACUACAUUAUAGAAUCUGGGUCUCAAAAGUACCGCUUACCCACCUAGUGAGGCGUGAGAAUGACUGACGCAUGCAUAAGGUGAAGCGUGAUGUCAUGCGCUUUCCACUUCUCUUUGGAACACUUUCUUCAACAUGAUACAUGAUGAAAGAAUUUGUAGUGAUGUGCAACUUUUGUGUGAAACCAUAAUUGUUGUGUGGUGAUGGUGUCUUAGGAAAAGAUUCAGGCAGCCUACGUUAAAUGUCAUUGUACCUGUUUCACCAUUCUACGAAAUGCCCUUUAAGCAAAUGGUAAGAUAAAAAUGUCUUUAAAUGCUUUAUGUAUAAUGUACGUAUGGAUAUUGUCUAUGUACAAUACACACGCUAUAUGCUAUGUAAUUAGUAUAGUUUAUCAUCUUGAAAGAAAAGAUUUCUCUCUUGGGGAAGGAUGAACCUCACACAUGUAUCUAGAAAGAUAGUCUUUUGAUGGAAUGGGUUUAACAGAACUGAGAAAUCUUGGAGUAUCCGAAUUGCAUUAGGAGAAAAUGACUCGACUUAAACUUCAAAAGCUAAAAAAAUAUAUAUAUAUGGCAGUUCUAAGACAUUUUAAAAUGUCUUAAUUGUAAUAGAGAAUGGUUUAAUCUAAACUUACAGAAGCUAGUGACUUUGUCAUUAAUGGAAAGUUAUUUGAGAUGUGUUAAGACAGAAAGACAUUAAACUGUUUCUCUGUACAAAUUCUGUCAGAUAUAUGGCUAGAUGGUAAUGUGUCAAAAUAUGAAGUGUGUAUCUGCCAUGUAAAAGCAAUUUUAAUCUGCAUACUGAUAAAAUCACCAGAGUUGAAACUAAAUAAAAAUGAUAAAAGACUUAAUGAAAUCA